This is a messenger RNA of Cyclopterus lumpus (lumpfish), 639 nucleotides long. RefSeq names its product AP-1 complex subunit sigma-2-like. Gene Ontology annotation, biological process: intracellular protein transport; vesicle-mediated transport. The transcript is spliced from 5 exons. Gene Ontology annotation, molecular function: clathrin-cargo adaptor activity. The coding region runs from base 130 to 639 and encodes 169 amino acids. NCBI's taxonomy places the organism in Eukaryota, Metazoa, Chordata, Actinopteri, Perciformes, Cyclopteridae. The record is from RefSeq and is a predicted model, not a curated record. Gene Ontology annotation, cellular component: intracellular membrane-bounded organelle; membrane coat; AP-1 adaptor complex.
GGAGGUUCAUUCUUGUCCACGUCACAGAAAGCUGGUGAAUAAGUUCCUUUCGGUUCUUUCGCUCUGCGUGCUGCUUCAUCUGUUUCUCCUCAUCUUCAUCUUCUUCGUCAUCUUCAUCAUCGGCUUCAGAUGCAGUUCAUGCUUCUGUUCAGUCGGCAGGGGAAGCUCCGGCUUCAGAAGUGGUACGUGCCGCUGUCGGACAAGGAGAAGAAGAAGAUCACCAGGGAGUUGGUGCAGACCGUCCUGGCUCGGAAGCCCAAGAUGUGCAGCUUUCUGGAGUGGAGAGACCUCAAGGUGGUCUACAAGAGGUACGCCAGCCUGUACUUCUGCUGCGCCAUCGAGGAGCAGGACAACGAGCUCAUCACGCUGGAGAUCAUCCACCGAUACGUGGAGCUGCUGGACAAAUACUUCGGCAGCGUGUGCGAGCUGGACAUUAUUUUCAACUUUGAGAAGGCGUACUUCAUCCUGGACGAGUUCCUGCUGGGCGGAGAAGCUCAGGAGACGUCCAAGAAGACGGUGCUGAAGGCCAUCGAGCAGGCCGACCUGCUGCAGGAGAACGUAGACUUUCAGAUGCGCCUGUUUGCAGGUGUGAUGGUCCCAAAUAUGGUCUCUGAGUCCUCUGGUCUUUUCCAGAAUUAG